Messenger RNA from Tarenaya hassleriana, 3197 nucleotides. Its product is annotated as wall-associated receptor kinase-like 22. The coding region runs from base 411 to 2672 and encodes 753 amino acids. The transcript has 3 exons. Gene Ontology annotation, cellular component: plasma membrane. Gene Ontology annotation, molecular function: ATP binding; protein serine/threonine kinase activity; calcium ion binding. Gene Ontology annotation, biological process: protein phosphorylation; cell surface receptor signaling pathway. NCBI's taxonomy places the organism in Eukaryota, Viridiplantae, Streptophyta, Magnoliopsida, Brassicales, Cleomaceae. The record is from RefSeq and is a predicted model, not a curated record.
GUUUCGUUUGAUAUCAUUAUUAAUUAUUAAAAGAUCCACCAAUGACAUCUUAUCUUGUGCUCAUAAAAUAUUCUUUUUUUUUUUCUAUCCUCUCCUCUUUCUGUGUGCGUGUCUCUACCCCGGAGCCCCCGAUUUACAAGAUUAGAGGCUUGGGGUGGGCCCCUUUCUUCCUCCGCAGCCUCCCCCUUUGACCAUGCACGGCGGAAAGCUGAGUUGGAUUAACAGUGAAACCUCUGUCCGUAUCUGGAAAUUAAUUUCAAUCAACAAACGAAGUUUCGAAGAUGCCGACAUCUGUGGGGUCGGAGCUCAGUCGAAGUAGACGGAGGCCUCCGCUUCCCGUCCUUACAAAAAGCUCUCCGCCUUCCGGAAGAAAUCAGACUUAGACGUGGCACCCAAAAAAAAAAAAAAACAUGAACAGGAGCGAGAAUCACUCGAUCUGGACGCUUCUUCUUCUCCUCCCUCUGCUAAUCCUCCCGCAGAUCUUUCAUUCUUCAGCAGCAGAAGAAGAAAACACGGAUCAGUAUCUCACCAUCUCGAGCUCUUGCCAAAGCCGCUGUGGAGAUAUCACCAUUCCGUAUCCCUUUGGCAUCGGAAAAGGAUGUUACCUCAACAAGUGGUUUGAGAUUACGUGCAACAAAAGCACCUCGGGGGGGCUUGUCCCGUUCCUUCCCGGUAUCAACAAGCAAGUUGUGAAUAUACCAAAUUACGUGCGACUCGCAUCCAGUGAUUUGACGGUUUCCAUCACGAGUCCGAUCGCAUCGUCGGGGUGUUCGGGCCGAGAGGAUGUUGGAUCUCUUUUGAACUUGACAGGCAGUCCUUUCUUUGUGGGCUACGGUAAUAAACUCGUGGCAAUGGGUUGCGACAUCAAAGCGUUUAUGACGGACGUGGAGCCAAGAAUCAUUGGAUGCCAGUCUACUUGUGACCGUGGAAGUAAGAAUCGCGGUUACGGAUAUUGCGAGGCAGCAGCUCCAUCAGGUGGAUCUCUACAAGUGAUUGGUGUUAGAACAGAGAACAUGGACGGAACCAACUCUACAGGGGAAGGGUGCAGAGUUGCCUUCUUGACAGACCGGACAUAUUCCUCGUCAGCUGUAAGAGAACCACGUGCGUUUCUUGCUAAUGGAUCUUCUUCUUCUUCGUUACGGCUUUACUGGUACAUUCCGUUCAUGGAUCUUUCCGCCCCCUCGAACUGUCUGAAUUCAACACGCGGCUACAUUACAACAAGCGAAACCCGAGAAAACUGUCACUGCAGAUAUGCACAUCUUUCCGGCAUCAGCUACGCAAGCUGUGGUUGCAUAAGCGGUUACAGGGGGAACCCAUACCUUCCCGGAGGAUGCAGAGAUAUUGAUGAAUGUUCCAAAAAACCUUCCCCAUGUGGAGAUGGCUCUACUUGUGUGAAUACUCGCGGAAGUUACAAAUGUGUGCAGAAAAAGAUAUCGCCAGCUAUUGUAGGGAUUAGUUCGGGCUUCGGGUUGUUGCUCUUGGUGGCUGGAAUGUAUUGGCUGUACAAAUUCAUUAAGAAGAGGAAGGAGAUAAGCCGCAAGAAGAAGUUCUUCGAGCGCAAUGGAGGGUUGUUGUUGCAGCAACAACUGACUUCGACGAUGGAAGGAAACGUCGAGAAGACGAAAAUAUUCAGCUCUAAAGAGUUGGAGAAGGCAACCGAAAACUUCAGCAAAGACAGGGUGCUGGGACAGGGCGGCCAAGGCACUGUCUACAAGGGAAUGCUUCUCGAUGGCAGAAUCAUUGCAGUCAAGAAAUCCAAAGCCGUGGACAAAGACAAACUCGAAGAGUUCAUCAACGAGGUCGUCAUUCUCUCCCAGAUUAACCAUAGGAACAUCGUCAAACUCUUGGGAUGUUGUCUUGAGACGGAUGUUCCUCUCCUGGUUUACGAGUUUAUUUCCAAUGGGAACCUUUUUGAGCAUCUUCACGAUGGAUCUGACGAUUACACGAUGACUUGGGAGGAGAGAUUACGUAUCACCGUUGAGAUUGCUGGAGCUCUUUCUUACUUGCACUCUGCCGCGUCUUGUCCUAUUUUUCAUAGAGACAUCAAAUCCUCAAACAUAUUGUUGGAUGAGAAAUACCGAUCGAAAGUUUCUGAUUUCGGCACUUCGAGAUCCGUUACCAUAGAUCAAACCCAUGUGACAACACUGGUCGCAGGUACUUUUGGAUAUCUUGAUCCCGAGUACUUCCAGUCGAGCCAUUUUACAGACAAAAGCGACGUUUAUAGUUUCGGAGUCGUGCUUGCGGAGCUCAUAACUGGUGAAAAGGCAGUUUCCGAUGUGAGGUCCGAAGAGAACAGGGGAUUGGCAGCUCAUUUCAUUGAAGCCAUGAAAGAGAAGAGACUCGAUGAUAUGGUCGAUGGCCGAAUCAAAGAGCAUUCUAAGCUCGAACAAGUAAUGGCGGUUGCAAAGCUUGCGAGGAAGUGUCUAAACCUGAAAGGGAAGAAACGACCGAGCAUGAGGGAAGUUUCAAUGGGACUGGAGAGGAUCCGAUCUUCAUCUCCCGGAGAUCCAUUUCUCGUCGAUAACGUUGAGGAAGACGAAGAGGACGAAGCCGUGAAAGUUGACAUUGGAGAUUCUUGGAACGUUGUCUUCAGUGCUCCAUCCGCUGAAUUCGUCGCUGCAUCUUCUUCAUUGACUGAUGUUGAACCGCUGUUUCCUCAUAAAACACAGUGAUCGCCACCUCUCCUCAACCAGCAUCACCGCUGCAUUAUCUUAAGCGUUGGUAAGCUCUGUGUCUGCAUAUGUAUGCUCCGUUUCAUUACACAAACCCAAGAAAUUUCGAAACUUUAGGGGACAAAGCUAAGCCUGAAGCCAUCAAGAAUCAUUUAUGGAAAUGUUGUUUACGAGAUUCAGCAAAAGCUCUCCCGGAAGAGCUUUAUGGACUUGCAAAACUCGGUUAUUGGGGGCACAACUUACUUGGCAAGCACUCGUCUACAUAGUAUGGCUUGAGAGGAACUCGCGACUACAUACCGGGCGCUUCAAGGAUCUGUUCAGCACUGGCAGAAAUCAACCACCACUUCCGAAACAAGAUGGCGGCCAUUCGGUACUCUCAUCCACAAAUGGCUAGCUCAUUACUUCACAUCUGGUUUUCCACACCUUGAUUACAACAUAGCUUCUUCGCAUAAUGUUUGAUAUAAUAUUGAAUUUUUGUAAGCCUUCCAGGUUACCGUUCUUACUAAAUUCUGUAGGAGAAUUGAA